ACAGAAUGUAGCUGCUGUAAGAGUUAAGACAAAACGAAAGUCAUGGGAAAACGCUCUUGAGUCCUGUAUUAGUUACUUUUUUUGUUGCUGUGAUAAAACACAAGGCUUGACUAAGGCAACUUUUAGAGAGCCUUACAGUUUAUUUGGGCCUUACAAUUUCAGAGGGGUAAGAUUCCAUCACCACCAUAGUGGGGAGCAGCUGAGUACUCAUAUCCCAAGCCACAAAAAGGAAGCCUAGAAAAUGUACUGGGGAUGGAAGGAGGCUUUGAAACCUAAGACCACCCCAGUGACACACCUUCUCUAACAAGGCUACAUCUCCUGAUCCCUCCCAAGCAGCCAUCAACCAAGGCUUCCAGUGCCCAAGACCUUGUGUGUUUGGGGAGUCUUCUCAAGGAACCACAGCAGGUCCUUUCAUCCUACUUAAAAAUGCUGUUAGAAAAGAUUAUAGCUUUGUUUCUGAUGAUUAGUUUUGCUUACUAAGUUGUCAGAGUCAAUGGUUGCCCAAAGUUUUACCAAACAACAAAUACGUUAUCUUCUAAGUAUAUAGGAAAAUAACAUUUACUAAAGUUUAUGUCAGAGGAAGUAUUGAGCAGUACCGGAAUGCUUCUGGCCGUUUGCUGAGUGUGUCCUGUGAUAGCUUGUGUUGACCUUUGGUUUACCAUUACAGUCUCCUAGUAAACUCAGCAGAUUUGUUAUAUUUAAGUUACUUACCCAAUAUUCUCUAGGUCCCCUGUUUUUUAUUUAAUAUUUUAAAGUUGGCAUGGGUCCUGAGUUCCAUAAGGAUGGUUUCAUAGGUGUAUGUAAAUACAUGUGAACAUGUUCCCCAGUCCCUCUUUCUCCUUUCCCAUCCCAUUAGCCUCCAUCAUUCCCUUAGAGAGAUUUUACUUCUAUGUCAUAUAUACUUACAUAAAUUUAUGUAUAACAUCAGUGUUUAAGCCAGUCACAGAAGGACAAUGCUUGUAUGUAUGUAUGUAUGUAUGUAUGUAUGUAUGUGUAUGUGUGUGUAUGUAUGUAUUGUUUGUUUUUGUUUAGACAAAAUUUCCUGUGGUCAGGCUGGCCUUGAAUUUCUGGUCCCCUGCCUCUGCCUCCCAGAUUCUGGGGUUCCUGGUGUACGCCACUAGGUGUGAUUGUUCCUGGUGUAUGCCACUCGGUGUCGGUGUGAUUGUUAGCUCCUUUGGGUUUGUGUGCCUACUCCAGAGAUCGUGCUCAGAGUCAAGGAAGAGAAGAACCCUCUGGGAUUGUUGGGGCACCAGUUUUAUAAAGUCUCUUGGAGCCAGCCUGGAACCAGGGCUCUGAGUGGGUGAAGUGUUCAGAGUUCUUUGCCUCACUCUCUCAAUGGAGAAGGAAGAUGUUCAUAUUUAUGUAUUUCUAUAAAAUGCCUUGAAAUGGUAUCAGAUGGACAGUGUUUGUUUGUGAUGAUAGUAGCCGAAUAAAGGUCAAAAUGUCAUGGAAAACAACAAAACAAGCAGGAGAGAGAGUGAUUAGUUCAUUGUCAGCAGCUUAGAAUGUUGCACUUAGAAGCAGUUAAACUGGCUAGAGGUGGGGCAAGGGAGAGAGCUGGGCAGUUUAAAGGCCCCAGCUACCAUGACGUUCCAACCUCAGAGCAGCCUGAACUGUUCCUAAAGAAACUUCAGCAGUGCUGUGUCAUUUUUGACUUCAUGGACACGCUAUCUGAUCUUAAAAUGAAAGAAUACAAGCGCUCCACUCUUAAUGAACUGGUGGACUACAUUACAAUAAGCAGAGGCUGUCUGACAGAGCAGACUUACCCUGAAGUAGUUAGAAUGGUAUCUUGCAAUAUAUUCAGAACUCUCCCUCCUAGUGACAGCAAUGAAUUCGACCCAGAAGAAGAUGAACCUACCCUCGAGGCAUCAUGGCCCCACUUACAGCUUGUAUAUGAAUUUUUCAUAAGAUUUUUGGAAAGCCAAGAAUUCCAACCCAGCAUUGCCAAAAAAUACAUAGAUCAGAAAUUUGUAUUACAGCUUUUGGAGCUAUUUGACAGUGAAGACCCUCGAGAACGGGACUAUUUAAAAACAGUCUUGCACAGGAUUUAUGGCAAGUUUCUCGGGCUUAGAGCAUUUAUCCGAAAACAAAUUAACAAUAUUUUUCUAAGGUUUGUUUAUGAAACAGAACACUUCAAUGGUGUAGCUGAACUGCUGGAAAUAUUAGGAAGUAUUAUCAAUGGCUUUGCUUUACCACUCAAGGCAGAACACAAACAGUUCCUGGUGAAAGUGUUGAUCCCUCUACACACUGUCAGGAGCUUGUCACUCUUUCAUGCACAGCUGGCGUAUUGUAUAGUACAGUUUCUGGAGAAAGACCCUUCCCUUACAGAACCAGUUAUUAGGGGGCUAAUGAAAUUUUGGCCUAAAACAUGCAGUCAAAAAGAGGUCAUGUUCCUCGGGGAGCUGGAAGAAAUCUUGGAUGUGAUUGAACCGUCACAAUUUGUUAAAAUCCAAGAACCUUUGUUUAAACAAAUUGCCAAGUGUGUUUCUAGCCCCCAUUUUCAGGUGGCAGAAAGGGCACUCUAUUAUUGGAAUAAUGAAUACAUCAUGAGUUUGAUAGAAGAAAACUCUAACGUCAUCCUUCCCAUCAUGUUCUCCAGCCUUUAUAGGAUUUCAAAAGAGCAUUGGAAUCCGGCCAUUGUGGCAUUGGUGUACAACGUGUUGAAGGCAUUUAUGGAAAUGAACAGCACUAUGUUUGAUGAGCUGACAGCCACAUACAAGUCAGAUCGUCAGCGUGAGAAAAAGAAAGAAAAGGAGCGAGAAGAACUGUGGAAAAAAUUGGAGGAUCUGGAGUUAAAGAGAGGUCUUAGACGCGAUGGGAUAAUUCCAACUUAACAACAGCCUGACAGCGACACACUAACCCGUGGGUCACACGCUUAUGUAGUAGAAGGAUGGAGCAACAGUUUUCUGUAUUGUGCAACUUUACAGUAGAUUUCACAUUUGUCUCAUUAUUACAGCAGCACUGUAUAUACCUGUCUCUAAGUAAAGGAAAACAUAAGGACUUCAAAGUGUGGACAGUAGAUGGACUCUCAGAACUUUGCAAACAUAAUCAUUGUUCUAACCCUCUUUAAAAACAAACAAACAAACAAAAGGUCUACAGAGAUCUGUCGGGGAAAUUGCUAUGUUAAAAUUCCAUUAUCAGGAGUUCCUUAUUUAUCACUAGCAGAGAGUAUGAUACAAUUUUCAAAUGUGAACAAUCUUAAAUUUAGCUUGUCUUUCUGCUAAGCUGUUAAAUGUAUUUAUAGUAAAGGAAGAAAAGAUUGUCAUUUCUUUAUAAGUUUGUAUAGCGCCCUCCUCUGGACAUGACUGUAACGUGAUAUCCUUUCCUUUUGCACAUCUUCAUGAGUCAAGUGUCCACAUGGACCGGGGCUGUGAGUCAGAGGUCUCUGAGGAAAGGUUGUCUGCUGGAUGAACAUCUUCCCAGCUGCCAGGUCCUGGUACUCCUUUAGUUUUCAGAUUAGGAGUAAAAAGAAGAGGUGAUAAGCAUGGUAGCGAAGGGAAUGUUGGACUUCAUAUCAGAUAUGGUGAGUCCAAAUCAGUGUCUUGAAUCCUUUGAAAACAGGCAGUGGGACGCGCAGGCUUCAGCACCUGCAGCAUUAGCUGCAGACAUAAGUGUGCAUCCAGACCAGAGACAACUUAGAAAUGUCAGAGAACAUCCUUUCGGAUCCUGUGGAGUAAGAGAGAGAGCACUAAGCGAUAGAACCGUGAAGCCGAGCACCAGGACCGCGCAUCCACUUGGGAACCGAGUUGAGCAAACAGCAUGAACUGUUUGCAGUUGAUGCCUUACUUCCUAAUGUGUACUUACAAAGUAUUUCAGCAGAAGAGGAUGCAGGGUGCAGCCUCUGGGAGGAACAUCCUCCUUCUCUAGCUCACCACAGCGCCAGCCCUGUUUUUAGCCAGAAAGGAUUCAGGAUCAACAUUAUGCGUUCUGAAUUGGAUGCAUAUUCCUAACUACUGUAUUUGUUACCAAAAGUGGUUCUACAAAUGCUACUGAAAAAAAUCUGGAAAUUCCUAAUGUCCUGAGUAUUAAUAAUAAAGUUUAAAAAAUGCUUUUAUAUCAAAGGUGCAUCGUGACCAAAUUGUUUAAGUUAAAAACAAAACAAAACCAAACCAACCCGAGGGCUGUGCUCUAGCUGGGCUUACUGUCUCUGUACUGGGUCCCCCUGGGUAGGUAAGUUGCUGAUGUACAGGUGUGCAGUAUGUAUUCACCCGAUGUGUUGCAUCGCUGUGUAUUGGCAAGUGUGUGUUGUGGGGUUUGUUUCCAGGAAGCUUUUUCUUGUUAGAGACAGGACAGUGGUGAGCCCAUAACCCCGAGCCAUCACAUCCAGCAGUGUUCAUGGCAUAGAGCCGACUCUGUGUUCAUAUGUUGAGUUGUGAUUAUAGCUAACAUGAACACACAUGAGCUAUUGUUGCUCUUAGUAGAAAUACAGUAUAAAUAUGGGCUUGUAUAUUUUCUUCCUUCCUUUUAAAUGUAAAGUAGAAUAUAUAGAGCUUUGUUGUUUCCAAGGAAAAGGAGGGGAAAAGCCACUGACCUAUUUCACUUAUGAAGUAUUUCCAGAUUGUCAGUCACAAUGUGUACAUAAAUGUAAGCUAAUUAUGGAUAUUUUCAUUUAGGUACCUUUGUUCUCUUGUUUUUUAAAGGUAUGCGUACCACCAAGUCCAAGAUGGUUCAGUGGAAUAAAUAGGACUCUUAAAGAGCGUUAAGGAGGGUUCCAUCUGAGGACCUGGAAAGUGUGAGCAGAGCUGCAUGUUCACAUAUUGAUGCUAAGAAGCAAACCAUAGCACAUCUCCCUUAGCUGUCUUAGCCGUUUCCAUCUUCAUUACACAUAUCUUUGAUAGUGUAGACCUUGCUUGCUGUGGUCCCUCUGGGGAUGACAUGUGCUCAUUUGACAUGAGGAAGGUCAGGACCUCUUUCUGCACCGUGUCCUGUCCUCAGAGCUAAGGGUCAGUGUUGUCUGUUGGUCAUUCCCAACUGAGAGGAAUGAAGCUAAGCUUUAGACUAUUUAAAGAUGUGAUGAGAGCUGAAUGUCAGAACUCACAGGGCAAUCUCUGAGAAGAAACACUCAUUUCCCUUUUAACCAAAAGUGACAAUGUGACCUCUGUCAUGUUGUGUGUGGUGAGGAGAAGCUAGCCCAGGUGACUUGAUUGUUGCACUAUGUGACAUAUUUAAGGACAUACUUGCUGCAUUUGCAGCAGCCCCCCUGUCUGACCUCCCUGGGCAAUCCUGCUGUCACUCAAUGUGAGUUAACUGUGACAAACUCAGCUCUGUGUUAUAUUUUGUUUGCUUCAUAGUUUCCAGAACUAUAUAUAAAUAUAUUUUUUCAAUAGCAAAUAUUGUAGUUAGUGAGUGGUGACCACUUCAACCUUAUCCCUACCAUAUUGGUUUCAGGGAUGGGACUAAGAAUGUCCUUGGAAUAAAAAAAUUAAAAUAUAACCCUGUGAUUUAGAAUGAUGCCGAGGUUGCAGGUUGCAGCCUGCAGCAGCUGUGUGAGCGAAGUGACCGUCUCCUCUGGAUCAAGCGUCCACUCCUCAUUGUGCCCAGGCCCCAGUGCUCCUUCAUCACUGUUUAGUUAUUGUCCGCUGUGGUUUUGAUUAUAUUUUGCUCUUCCUGACAUUGACUGUUUUUUUUUAAUAAAAGAAAAUAAAAAGUAAAUGAAUAACCCCUGAAUGUGACUGGAUGCAGGGAUAAGCCCCUCCCUCCUCCUUGGGCUCUUUCCCUAAGUGGCAGGAUCGCGCUGGCUCUGUAUCUCCCGUGCGUGCGGCAGUCCAAGGUGCAGACCUAGGGAGCACUUGUCAUCACACCUCCUAUACUGAACACAUAACCCUAGGCUCAAUCACUUUAUGGAAAGGGAAAUAAAGUAGACUUUAUUUUAGGGAUGGAGCCGGGGAGUGGUGUGUGGAUGGGAGGCUGGUAUCAACAUCACUAAGUAUUCCGAAGGUCUUCUUGCUUUGUUUUUCCAUUUUAAUUGAUACACUGACCUGGCCCAGGAAAGGAAGAGCCGCUCUCCUUUGAUGUUAUUAGCCAACAUUCCCACAAAGUGACGGUCACCUGUCUCAGAAAGGCAACAGGAGAUAUGAUCCGUGACAUUUUAUUUGCACAUGAAUAUUUUAUUUUUGUAUUCUGGCUCAGCUGCUUCUCUUCGUGGAGUUAGGGAGGAGCCAUAAAGGACUUUUGUAAUAAGUAAUAUUGGCAACGCAUUUUAUACUCCUCUAUGUUUACUUUUGAGAACCUGAAAGAAGGGGUGUGCGUCCGAGAGGAGGGUGAGCGGAGCUUGAGCCAGCGGAAUGUUCCAUUUGUCUGCCGCUUGUGCACGAGAGCGGCCAGCUGUAGCGUCUCCUGGAAACCAACGCCCCGUGCUAUGACGUCUGUGAGCCUAGGUUUCCUUUCCUCCCCUCCCUUCCCCCAUCCUCUCCUCCAUUUUCUUUCUUUCUCAACCCAUCCCUUUUUUUUUUUAAAUCACUUACUGUAAAUAAGUUGUAAUCUAAACCUCAUGUAUCAAUGGGGAAAUUUCAAAUAUAAAUAUUACCAACACGUUUUCUUGUUGUCUGGCUUUUGAUUGGAGUGUAAUGAGAAUGGCAUGCCCAUCUCCUCAGGCCUGAGGGUUUCAUCUCAGCUCCAGCCUCUCCUCUCCCUCAUUUCAUUGUUGUGGCAGGAGAGGGCAGCACACGUUCAUUUUUCCCCCCGCUAGGAAGCCACAGUGUUAGCUGUGGAUGAGUGUUUUUCUUAAGUUUUCAAAACAUCCGUUGGUGCAUAGAUGUGAAAAUGAAACAAUAUGAAAAGUUGCAUAUGAAAAAUGACAGACUGGUUUAGCCAGGCAGGGAAGCCUUCUGAUCCACUUCAAAGUAAAAAAUUACCCAAGACACUUCCAGCCCCUGUUGAACCAGACUUCUUCCGUUUCAAACAGCAGGAUGCAGGUGGCAGCUUACACACUUGGAAAUAAGCGUUCAUCUUUGAAAAUAAUAUACUCUCUCAAAAGUGGUUACAGACUAAGCAGAGGUGCUCCCCAAAGCAAUGUAAUCCUCCCGUUGACAGCUAUGUGAGAUUCUGUACUGUGGGUGUCCCUAAUAAAUAAGCACUGAAGGGUG
Molecule: messenger RNA, 7085 nt
Organism: Mus musculus (house mouse)
Lineage: Eukaryota; Metazoa; Chordata; Mammalia; Rodentia; Muridae
Gene: Ppp2r5e
Product: protein phosphatase 2, regulatory subunit B', epsilon
Exons: 13
Coding region: 1506-2834 (442 amino acids)
Biological process (GO): signal transduction
Cellular component (GO): cytoplasm; protein phosphatase type 2A complex; cytosol
Molecular function (GO): protein phosphatase regulator activity
Source: RefSeq, a predicted model, not a curated record